UCCGUUCAGGCUUCCGUCAAUUCCAUGGUGUCUUUGAUCUUUCCAGUUUCCAAGACCGGUUGACUGUGCAGAAACUAGAAACCAUUUCUUAUCAUUUACAAGCUCCAUUGCGAAUGACGAACCCGACGGAAAUUGCCCUCCGUCAACAUAUAUGCGCACCGGGCUCUGGAGGACUGAAAUACGUCUUACCCUACCAUAUUCAGAACAUUGACAAGUCACUUGGAGUCUUGAAGACAAUGGCUUUUAGACUGAAGGGCUAUAUGGUCAAACUUCAGAUGAUUGAAUUUAGUCAAUAUUGGUUGACCGAAUGAUUUCUUGAAAAAUCACAUCAAAACCUCUUUCACAACAUAUUUUUAUUUCGAGUUCGAAAGAGAUUUUUUAGUUAGGGUUAUUGGCUCAAUUUUUCAACUUAAAUCGGAGAAAAAUGGAAGAACUUGGGAAACUAGUGAACUUGCAGAGCAUUCUCUCUUUCUUAGAAGAACGUCAUCUCUCUUCAAAUAACCAGGACUCUGAUCGUUUCCUUGCCGAGUUCACAAUGUUCAUGGCAAAGCAAUGCGGAAAUCUCACAAUGGAGGCGAAGUUCAGUUUGAUAUCUGAUUAUCUUCCUAAGAUUUCACCUGCAAUUCUCGAGGAAGCUGCAUUGUGUCUUACCGGAGAAGGUGUGCAAUUAGGUCAUCAACAAAAUUGUGGUGAUCUUCCUACUGAAGUGUACUGUGAGAGUGAAUCCAAUGUUGAUGUAAUGGGAGGUUAUGUUGAAGAUAUGGCGAUGGUUGGAUUAGAGUCGAUGCAGCGAGCAAAUUCCACUCUCGAGGAUUUUUGUAGGUUUUACUUUAUAUUUCAUGAGAUGGAUGUGAAAAAACCAGAAUUGGUGUUCAAGUACCUCCCAAUGCUUUCAUUUACGGAAAGUUACAUUUAUCAGCUUGAUAGCUAUAAUGAACAAAUAUUAUCGACGACAGCUGGUACAACUGAUGCUAAAAAGCCAGAACGUAAUCAUAUAAUGAAAGAUCAUCUCCUAAAAGUUAUUAAAAAUGAUCCAUUUGGACCUCUCGUCAGUGUACUAGAAGAUCAUGGCCUUAUGACAGAACGAAUUAGAGCAGAGCUCAGGUCUGGGGAAGAAUAUUGGCUUCUAGAGAGGAAAUUAUGUAAUUCACUAGCGGCCAAGCAACAGGUUUUGAUUGAAGACGUGAUGAGAGCAAUUCAUCUAAAAUCCUUCGAUUAUCGGGUUUUGAAUCUUUUGUUGUAUCAGCUAAGGCGAACAAAGGUUAACGACUUACAUAUGGAAUUUCUAUCAGUCUCCGAAUUCCUUGUCGAGGUAUCUGAUGACCUGUUUGAUUAUGAGGAUGAUGUGGUAGAGAACAGCUUCAACAUUCUGCGUAUGUUUGUGGGAAUUUAUGGAGCUUCUAAGGCUCCAUCCAUGUUGGCACAAUGCAUUACUGAGGCUGAAGAGAAGUAUGUAGGCCUUUCAAAAACUUUGGAGGAAAAUCUUUCCUUGAAUUGCUGGCGAAGAUGUGAAGAAGCCACAAGAGAAGGUGGGAAGAAUUCAGUACAUUCUUUUGGGACAUGGCAUAUACCAACUGUGAUUUCAGACGAAGGACUUUAUCGACUAAAUAACACUCAGAAUCGACUAGACAGCUGAUUUUUGGCAUUGGGGUGUUAGAGUAUACUACACCAUUUAUGGUUCUUAUUUUUGAUCGUGGGUGAUUCUUGAUUAACAUGAUAUUAGGAAGAUAAUGAUAUUGAUUAUAUAUUGUAUAAUUAUUACCAUCGGAUUUGU
Messenger RNA from Papaver somniferum (opium poppy), 1774 nucleotides. RefSeq lists its product as uncharacterized. The record is from RefSeq and is a predicted model, not a curated record. The transcript is spliced from 14 exons. Bases 425 to 1636 code for a protein of 403 amino acids. NCBI's taxonomy places the organism in Eukaryota, Viridiplantae, Streptophyta, Magnoliopsida, Ranunculales, Papaveraceae.